AUGUCAGCAUCAAGUCCGCCGUUGGAACCACCACCUCCGCCUCCAGCUACUUUUUAUAAGAGUGAUAUUUCGAAUUCGCUGGCCUUUGAUAAGAGUAAUAAAAGUGAUAUGACACUGAAAGAAGAUUUCGAUAAUCAUUCGGAUAUUCGGUCACGAUCAACAGUUCGUGAAAUACCAGUUCAACGAACCUCUUUAUCGUCGACAUCCUCUCAACGGCAGCAGCAACAACAACAGCAAAGUUUACCUGCUUUUUCGUCAACGUCAACAACAUAUGAUUAUAAUUCAACACCAUGGAGUGAUAAUCAUGAUUAUCAUGAAGAGCAGUAUUAUCGAAAAGAAAUUAUGACAAGAACAUAUAUCACAAAAUCGACUGAAACCUUAUCAUCAUUACCACAAACACAACAAACAGGACCAUUGUCCAGAUCAUCACCCAUCGAUUUCCAUUAUUAUCAGCCAAAAGAUCAACGUUUUGUUGAUUAUAAUGUUAAAUAUUUGAGGAAUAUAGAGGAGGAAGAACGAAGGAUCAAAGAAAACCAAGAAAGAAGGGAACUCGAAGAAGAGGAAAGGAGAAGAAGAAUUGAAGAAGAAAAAUAUUUAUGGGAAAUGAAACAGAAGGAAUUUUUAGAGAAAGUGCGAGCAGAACGCGAUAAAAAACAACGAGAAUUGGAAUAUGAUAUAAUGGAGAGAGAACGAUUUGAAAAAGAAAGAAUUGAUAGAGAUAGAAGUGAACGAGAAAAACUGGAAAUGAGCAGAAGAGAAGAAUGGGAAAAAUUGGAAAAAGAAAGAAGAAAAUGCGAAGAAAUGGAAUUAGAAAAGAAAAGAAAUUCGGAAAGGGAAAGACUUCGCCGUUUACGAGAGGACGAAGAAAGAAGAGAACGAGAACGUAUCGAGCGUGAAAGAUUAGAAAAAGAAAGAGAAAUGAGGGAAAAAGAGAGAGUGGAACGUGAAAAAGCUGAACGAGAACGAGUUGAAAGAGAACGUAUCGAAAUGGAACGAAUGGAAAUUGAAAGAAUCGAACGAAUAAAACGUGAACGGCAAGAACGCGAACAAAUUGAAAGAGAAAAGGAACAUGAAGAAGAAGAACGUCGCGAAAAGGAGCGAUUAGAACGAGAAAGAUUAAUGAAGGAGAAAGAAGACUUACGACGAAUAGAACAGGAAUUGAUUGAAGCACAACGACGUGAAGAUCAAUUACGUCAAGCUGAACGUUUACACGAACAAAAUCGUGAAGCACAACGAAGAGAAGAAGAAAGGAGAGAAGCCGAACUAAUUGCCGAAAUGAAGCGAAAAGCAGAUGAGAGAGAGAGUCAACGGCGACUUCAUGAAAUGCUGGAGAAGGAACGACUUGAAAAUGUACGAAAGGAACAGGAAAGGCUGGAAAUAGAAAAGCGCGAGUUUGAGCGAAGGGAACAGCAACGUCUUGUAAUCAAAUUUCUAACUUUUUGCUUUAUACCUCUAUGGUAUGCAGAAUAUGCUAAAAAUGAGCGAUGUGAGGAAGAACGUCGUGAACUCGAAUUACUCGAUGCGCAACGUAGAGCUGCUGAAAAAAGGGAAAAAGAACGAUUAGAAGAUGAAUUAAAGGAGAAAUUACGACAAGAAGAAGAAAGACGUGAAGCGGAAAAGCGUAACUGGGAACGUAAAGAAGCACUAAGGCGUGAACGUGAACGUCAAUUAGAGGAAGAACUGGAAAAAGAAAAAUUGUCACAGAUUGAACGUGCAGCUCAUGAAAGAAGAGCGGAAAGAUUAGCUGAGAUGGAACGAAACGAACAACGUUUAGCACUUGAACGUAAAGUAUUGGAGUUGAAGGAAAUAGAACGUCGUGAAAACGAACGACGAGAUUUUGAAAGAAUGGAAGAAAAGCGAAAAUUAAUGGAAUUACGCGAAAAUGAGCGGAAAAAUUGCGAGAAAAGAGAGCGAGAGAGACGUGAAGCAUUAGAACGUGAACGUAAACGUGCGGAAGAGGAUCGUCGUAGUCGUGACAAAUUAAAUUUUAUAGCAAAAGAAAUCGAAGAAAAAGAUAAAUUAGAAAUGGCAAAAAGAAAAUUAUUGGAGGAUUAUAGUCGAAAAAAUAGUUUAACAUCAAAAGAAACUCUUGAAAAACUAAUUAAACUGCCAUAUUAUUCGAGAGAAAAUUUGUAUACACCAAGCAUUAAUGACGAAGUUACAAAAAUUGAGCGACAAAUUAUUGAACGAGUUGAUAAAAAAUGUUGGAUGAUCGAUGAUACAAGGUCAACACCAUCACCAGCAGCUGCAGUAUUACCAUAUAAGGAAAUAUCAGAACUUAGUACUGGCAACGGUGAUAAUAUUGCACGCAAAAUGCCAAGCAGCCGAUACAAAUCAAAGGUGGAUAGAGCCAAGAAGGAUUUUUUUUUCAGUCAUUCUACUAAUACACCUGACGGAAUCAAUGAAAGAUUUCAAGAUACUUUAAGUGAUCUUCAUCGUACUAGAUCACAGCUUCAUUAUCCAUCUCAGUACUUACAACGUUAUAAUAGCACAAGCAGUGGUGGUGCUGCUGCUGAUAUUGGUGCUAAAAAAGCGAUGAACUAUUCACCAUACGGCAGCGUUGGGCCAAGUCCAUAUAAUAAAGAAUAUGAAGAAUUAAUGGAUAAAAUACAAAGUAAUUUGGCUGAUUACCAAAAGAAACGAUUAUCACAACCAAACUUAUAUAGUCGUAAUCGUACUUGGUCUACUUCUUAUUUAGAAACCAAUCUUGAUACUGGUUUUGGUGAUAUUGUUUGUGUUGAACGUCAGCUUGAAGAAACAAAUUUGGACGAUGUUCAUCGUUCACGUUCAGUUAUGGAUCAUAAUCGACAAAGUCGUCGGGAUAUUGCAUCUGAUAAUAAUUCACAUAUUCGAUCGAAAAGUGCCGAUUAUUUAAUGGAUAAAAAGUAUUUCAUGCCUGAAAUUUUUUAUCGUCAAAUUUUAUCUUUAAAUAAAUUAAGGAUUGAAAAAAUGGAAAUAUUUUAA
Molecule: messenger RNA, 2964 nt
Organism: Dracunculus medinensis (Guinea worm)
Lineage: Eukaryota; Metazoa; Nematoda; Chromadorea; Rhabditida; Dracunculidae
Source: the annotation of a GenBank genome assembly